AUGAAUCCUUCUCAGAAGCAACCAGUUGUCCGUGCAUCUACAGACUUUCCACCUGAUUGUGGAUCUUCCAGUAGUGUUCCUGACGAGGCUUUCAAGAAAUCAAUAACAGGUGAUGUUGUUGUCGAGAAUCCUAGUGUCGGUCAUGCUGUUGCAGAUUCAGAACAUGUUGGAGUUUCUCUCAGAGAAGGACAAGAGUUUAGAAACUCUCAUCAAGAUGACCAUGUUCCUACACCUGGUGAGAAAGUGCAUGAGGUCUUGCGUGUUUUCAAAGAAGUGUUCAGACAGUUGGAUCGUGACAAACAAGCUAGGCGCGGUGGAGAUUUAUACGAGGCAACAGCUAGAAUAGACCUCAAAACACAAGUUUUCUUAGAAAAAGAAGGAAAAAACGUGAACACACCGAACAGAAUUGGACAAGUUCCUAAAAUCCAAAUUGGGGAUGAGUUUCAGUACAAAGCCGAACUUCGUCUUGUCGGGCUUCAUUUCAGGACCAUGUCUGGGAUAGACUAUGUGGAAAUAGGAGGUGUGAAGUUGGCGACAAGCAUUGUUUCAUCGGACAGAUAUGAUUUUAAUGAUAAGUUUGCUGCUGAUGGUAUGGUAUAUACUGGUGAAGGAGGAAACAUGAUAAGCAAGGGAAAGAAAGCUGAAGAUCAGAGGAUGAUAAAGGGUAAUUUAGCUUUAGCUAACAGCAUGAGACAUAAGACGGAAGUGAGAGUGAUACGUGGAGGCGAGAGAUGGGAUGGAAAAGGGAAGCAUUAUGUGUAUGAUGGGUUGUAUUUGGUUGAUAAGUAUUGGUUAGAGAAAGGAGCCAGUGGUAAGAGUGUGUACAAGUUUAAGCUUUGUAGAAUUCCUGGUCAAGCUCCAGUAAUUUGA
Molecule: messenger RNA, 870 nt
Organism: Raphanus sativus (radish)
Lineage: Eukaryota; Viridiplantae; Streptophyta; Magnoliopsida; Brassicales; Brassicaceae
Product: YDG domain-containing protein At5g47150-like
Exons: 1
Coding region: 1-870 (289 amino acids)
Source: RefSeq, a predicted model, not a curated record